AUGGGUGCGCGAGAGGACGCGAGGAGCGCACCUCGACGUGGGCACCGCGUGUCACGCAAUGUAGUGCAAUCGCUUAGCCUUGUGCUUUUUGGGCUGCUGCUGUCCCAGUAUGCGUACCUUAAGACGAUGUUUGUCCUCGUGACGCAGUCAGCGCAGGAUGUGCUCCCGGACUGGUACAUCCGACCUGCGGCGGACAUGCACUGCACGCCGAUUGAAAGUGAGUUUGUCGAGGAUGCGUACGCGUACCUGCGUGAUCCGUUGACGGGCCGCCCAGCGCAGACCACGCAGUCGUGCGAAGAUGUUCGAUUGGUCCCUUCGCAUGGCAUAGCUUUCCUUUCCUGCGACCCUGGCCGGAUAAAGUGGAAUACGUUCAUGGGCCCGUUGGCCCACCCCGAGUACCAUGGCGCACUAUGGCUUUUGCACUAUGAUCGUCCCUCCGCGCCGCAUCCGUUGCCUAUCGAUGGCUUCCCGGCAGAAGCCGACUUCCACCCCCUGGGCCUCGGCGUGCAUGUGGACGAGGCAGAGCAUGUGCGUCUGUUUGUGCUAAACCAACGCGGUAUCGCUACGACCGUAGAAGUCUUGGACGUGCACAACGUCGAUGGCGCAUGGCGUGCGACGUAUGUACGCACCGUCGCCCACCCACUCGCUACGCAUAUGGGCAACAGUGUUAAGCCACUGAGUCGUACAUCUAUGCUCAUCACGAACACACACGUCGUAGCGCUCCGUGCGCCGCCCAAGGCCUGGUACAAACGCACAUUGGAGGGGCGUCUUGGCUCCACGUGGGCCUCGUAUGUCUACCCAUGGCUCAUGCAUCCACGCUGGCAGCGCAUAUUCCAGCGGCUGGACGAAAUUGUGGGUCUCGGGUGGGUCGCUCAUGUGACGUUUACAGAGGAGCGUACGUCGGACGACCUGCCAGGCUGGGAACAGGGCGUGACAACGCGCGCCAUCGCGAGCAACAUUGCCUUUGCCAAUGGGAUUGAGGUCACGCCGACGCACAGCGCCAUGGUCGUCGCUGCGACUGUGGGCCCUGGCGUGCUUGUGUACCCGAUCAAGGCACACAUGGCCGAUGGGACGCCGAAUUGGACGUCGCCCAGUCUGUUUGAGGAACGGGUGUUUGUGCCUAUGCCGUUCUUCCCAGACAACAUGGACGUGAUGCCCGCAACUGGUACGCCAGCGGACCAUGACCCAUUGCAAGGCGCCUCGAUUCUUGUCGCUGGCCAUCCAUCGCUACGUGACUUGACGCGCAUGAUCCACGAACGCGAAGCCGCGCCGCUGGCCCCGAGCUGGGUCGCGGAGAUCGCGUACACUGGCCGCCCACGUAUCGAGAAAGACGACGAAGGUGUGCCUGUCCCCACACAGCAGCGCUCCAUGCCGCCGCCGCCUGGAUGGCGCGUACGUACGUGGCUCCAAACGAAUGGACGUGGCGGCGUGGUGAAUGGCCAGGCACUCACGCUUUCUGCAAGCACAGGCAUAGGCUGUGAUCCAGCGCGGCACACAUGUAUUAUGACAGGAUUGUAUUGGCCGACACCGAUAGAGUGUCGUGGUAUGGAGUACAGGUAG
This is a messenger RNA of Malassezia pachydermatis, 1560 nucleotides long. RefSeq lists its product as hypothetical. Bases 1 to 1560 code for a protein of 519 amino acids. The transcript has a single exon. Lineage: Eukaryota; Fungi; Basidiomycota; Malasseziomycetes; Malasseziales; Malasseziaceae. The record is from RefSeq and is a predicted model, not a curated record.